AUGUCGUUUUUCCUAAAUCAGCCCCAGCUCAGCGGCCUGGAGGUGAACCCUGAGCGUAUGAGGCUGGCCGAGCUUCACUAUGACGCCAUGAACACCACACUGAAUACGAUAAAGAAACAGUGCCUAGUCAAGUGCGUUCCUGAUGAGUAUGGCGAGGCAGAAUUGAAUAAAGGUGAAUCGUCAUGUACAGACCGGUGCGUAGCGAAGUUCAUGCAAGCGAACCGGAUCCUCGGAGAAUACGCGCAAGCUGUGAGAUUCAAUGAGAGAGACUUACGACAUUACGAAGAAAUCAAGCGGAACCUGGCCAAAGAUUAG
Molecule: messenger RNA, 315 nt
Organism: Ogataea angusta
Lineage: Eukaryota; Fungi; Ascomycota; Pichiomycetes; Pichiales; Pichiaceae
Exons: 1
Coding region: 1-315 (104 amino acids)
Biological process (GO): protein insertion into mitochondrial inner membrane
Cellular component (GO): mitochondrial inner membrane
Source: RefSeq, a predicted model, not a curated record